GCUCUGCCGGCCCCUGCACCCCAGGAAAUCAACCUUGAUCUUUUUGCUCAGGUCCCUACCCCGACGGUUGUCCAAGCCACUGGACUUCCUACGAUUGUCACCUUUGAUACCAAAGCUCUUCUCGCCUCGGCAACCAAGGCUUCCUCUAUCUCGGUAGCCAUCACUGAUGCUGCUUCCUCGACUCCGAGUAUAGUGAAGCGUGCAGUCUGCUCACCUCAACCCUCUGGCUAUGGACCUGUUACCAACAACCCCAAGGACGACGCUGCUUCGUUUCUGGCUAACCCUGUCUACGCCAAUGCAGCCAAUGCCGCCGCGGUCCCUGCUGGAUAUGCGCAGACAUUCCAGAACUUGAAUGCCAGUAGCAGCGCAUAUGGCUAUAUGGGGUUCACUUACCUUCAAUCUUACAGCCCCCAAACUUGCGCCACUAAGUGUAACGCCAUUAAAGGAUGCAUGGGAAUCAACAUCUACUUUGAACGCGACCCAAAGCUUACUCCCGACGCGACCUCCUGCCCCAAUCCCGCUUCCCUGACUCAAAUCAAGUGUGUGUACUGGGGAGGCCCUGUGACGGUGUCCAACACCAAGAACUAUGGCAGACAAUGGGUCGGCUUCUCCGUGGUAGUCGCAGGCUCCAACGGCUACGUGAACCAGAACAUCGCCGCACCUUCUGGUUAUUCGGACGCCAACUACCUCGGAAACGCAGCCAUCGCCGCUCCUUACGAUUCGCUGGGCUACAACACUUUCAUGGGAGCCAAAGUGUUCGCAUCAGGCCCCUUUAACGCAACUCUCUGUACCGAAGCCUGCAACGCACAAAAUGUGUACAACCUUGCCAACCCACCAGCCGAUGGCAGCCCAGUUCAAACUUGCCAGUUUGUCAAUACCUACAUCCUGAGUUUGAACAGCAAGACGGCAUUGGGCCAGUACUGCGCCAUGUACAGCUCCGCCUGGGCCAACAAAUACGCAACUAACGUUGGACAAUGGCAAGGCAACGAUCGCUACACUGUGGGCUUCUCGUACUCCUUCUCCAACGUCACAAACCCUGGUACCACACCCAACAAAGCC
Aureobasidium namibiae CBS 147.97 is the source of this 1059-nucleotide messenger RNA. RefSeq lists its product as uncharacterized. Lineage: Eukaryota; Fungi; Ascomycota; Dothideomycetes; Dothideales; Saccotheciaceae. The annotation marks the transcript as partial. The transcript is spliced from 4 exons. The record is from RefSeq and is a predicted model, not a curated record.